This is a messenger RNA of Lactuca virosa, 1134 nucleotides long. Lineage: Eukaryota; Viridiplantae; Streptophyta; Magnoliopsida; Asterales; Asteraceae. The record is from the annotation of a GenBank genome assembly.
AUGUGGCCUCCUUUUAUCCGGUUGGGUUGCUGUAAUUUGGUAAAAAGUUCCAGGAAUCUCCGUUGGAAAUCUGUUAGAUUGCUUGCCUAUACAACAUGCUCCGACGUGUCAGACUCAUCGUCGGACACCAAUGUGUUAUGUCAUCCUAAUGAAAAACUCGUUAAGUUUAAGGUUAUUAAUAAAACCGUGGAUCAUUGGAAGAGAGAACGAAUGAGUGCGUUGUUAUUUUCCCGUCAAUUGAAAGAGUCUGGUUUUAAACAUGAUGUUGAAACUUACAUGGCAAUCAUUCGAUUAUUGUGUGACUCGGGUAUAUAUGUAAGGCUAAAUCAUUUGUUUAUGUAUGUCAUUGAUGAGAAUAUAAACAGGGAACCUGUUGGUUUUGAAAUCUCUGAUCUUUUAGAAGCUUUGAUAGAGGAAAAAUUAAUAAAAGCUGUUGAUGUGUUGGUUAAGGUGUAUGCAAGUGUUGGAAGGUUUGAGGAGGCGAUGCACAUCUUGUCAAAGAUGAGAAGCAGGGGUGGACUUAUGGUGUCAACACGAACAUGUAAUUUUGUAUUAAAAGAGUUGAUCGAGUGGGAGAAAGUGCCUAUGCUAGACUCGGUUUACAGAGAACUGAAGAGGAAUGGGUUGAUUCCAAAUGUGUAUACAUAUGGGAUUCUGAUUAAAGCACAUUGUAGUAUGGGUCGUUUGGAGGAAGCUUUGGAAGUCUUUGCACAAAUGAAUGAGCCUAGAGUCGAACCUAAUGCUUUCAUUAUUGAGGGGAAGAUACAAGAUGCAGAAGAUGUGUUGCUUCAUGAAAUGAAGAUUAGAGAAAUUGUCCCUGAUGAAGAUUGUUAUGGCGCAUUAAUUCUAGAGUAUUUAAAGAAAGGGGACACCACUAAGGCAUUUGAUCUCUGUGAUGAAAUGAAAUCAAGAGUAGGUAUCAAAGCCGAUUAUGUGCUUAUGAGGUGCAUGCUACAAUACUUGUGUGGUGUGGGAAGCCUUGAUGAAGCUCUAUCUUUUUUUAAGGAAUUUAUGCAAAAAUCAUCAAAGGUUUUCAUUGAUGGAGUCACGUUUGAUUUUGCGAUUGAUGCUGCAUGUAAACUACGAAGAAUGAAAGAUGCGAUGGAGUUGGUAGAAGAAGGGGAUGAAAGGUAG